GGGUGAGGGAGCUUGGGCUUCAACUUUGCUAAGCAACCUGAUCUCAGCCACACCUUCUCUAUUUUAUUCCCAGCUACUCAGUCAGUUACAAACACAGCAUCCAAGAUGUUCUCUCUCCUCCUGUGGAUCGCAGCUGCCAGGCCUUGCUGUUUGUCCUCGGGAGGGGCAGAGCCAGGCUUUCCUUCCCCUCCUGAAUCUUGGCCAUGGCCUCUCCCCAGUUUCUUUGUCUGGGCAGGAGCUGGGAAUUGAACUGGCUGUGGGAAAGUUGGCUGUGGUACUGAGUCCACACUCCUGCCUGGAUGGCUGUGGGACAUCACUGAGAGCACACAGAGGCACCAGCAGCAACAAUCCUCCCCUUCCCUUCCCCACACAGAGCAUGGCUGCUCUGGGAGAUGGUUCCAUGCCACUAAACUGUGGUGUAGAGCUGCUGCAAGCAGUUUGUAAUCUAAUUUAUUAAGAGCUUUGAAUCCUUACAAAGAGUAUGUUGGAUACAUGCAAAGCAUCUGCAUUAUUACAGUGAUUAGGGCAGCAGAGAUGGGGAAAGGGGAAGGAGGGAAAAUACAAUUUCUCUGCUUUCAGCAGAAAAUAAAUCAACUUUCACAGAGAAUUCUGGCAAAGCCAAAGGCUGUGCUGUCAUUAAAAAUGAUUUUUUAUUAAGCUGAACUCUCUCUUCUCUCAUAUUGUAUGAUAUGACAGCUCUCUUUUGAUGGGAAAGCUUUCAUUUGACCAGAGAAAGGGAUAAUUUGCUUCUUUUAAGGAGUUAAUCCUCUGGUCCAUUUCCGGGCUGGGAACAGCCAUCCUCCCCCUUCCUUGGAUGGGAGCUGCAGCACAAUGGAGAUCAUAACCACCUCAAAUCUACACCCGAGAUGGAGAAAUCAGAUUUCCUUCUCCAGUCAUUUUUGUAGGAUUAGCUAAAUCUUAGAUCCACACUAACCCUUCACAAAGCUGCCAAGAUUAGUUAGAAUUUAUUUUACUUGCAGGGGGGUUUACGGUUUUCUUUCCAAAGGGAUUAUAUCUCUCUCACUAUAUAUAUAUAUUUAGAGUGGCUUCAGUCAUAACACAGCUAGGUCAGAGGGAGGAAAAGAGUGUGUGUGCGUAUAAAAUAAAAACUCAGCUUCAAGAAUGACAGUCACUUGAAAUGCCAAGACAAAGCCAUGGUUCUGGAUGGCUUUGCCAGUCCAUUUCAAAAGCCACAUGAGCUGUCCUUUCCCUAGCAAAACCCCGCUAGGGAGGCAGUGAAGGGAGAGCAAAGCCCCCAGCUGGACUGCCUGCUUGCCCAGGAUGUCUGCAGAGCCAGUGCCAGGGGCUGAGGCUGCCAGGAGAGGCCUGAAGAAGCCACGUCCGUUCAGCAUCGAGCACAUCCUCUCCAGCCCCCCGGAGAAGAGCCCCCAGGUCUUGGUGCCCCUGUGCCUACGGAGCAUCCUGGGCUGCACACCCCAGAGGCCCUGCGAGCUGGAGACCAUCCCAGCCAGCUCCCUGCAGGAGGAGGAGGAGGAGGAAGAGGAGGAAGAGCUGGAAGGGGCACGCUGCAGCUGCUGCUGCUGUUCUCACACGAGUGCCCGUUCCCUGCAGGAGCUGCCGGCGUGGCUGGAUGCGCGGCUGCCCUGGCCCAUGCGGCUCCUGCAGCCGGCGCUCAGGGCGUGCAGGAGCUCCCAGGAGAAGGCAGAGCUGCAGGGCCUGCAGCAGCAGCUGCAGCGCCGCACGCGCCGGCACCGCACCAUCUUCAGCGAGGAGCAGCUGCAGGCGCUGGAGACGCUGUUCCACCAGAACCAGUACCCGGACGUGGUGACCCGCGAGCACCUGGCAAACCGCAUCCACCUCAAGGAGGAGCGCGUGGAGGUUUGGUUUAAAAAUCGUCGGGCGAAGUGGCGACACCAGAAGAGGGCGAGUGCCUCGGCAGUGACCCUGCAGGCCAAGCAGUCCCCCAAGGAGGGCUGUUAGUGCCCGCAGGGAGCACCAAGCACCCCCUGCCCGGGCUGGCAGGCUCAGGGGUGACCCGAGGGGCUGAUGCAGCAAAAGGAACCUCUGUGGUUCACACGAGGAGGAGGACAGGUAAAAGCAGACAUGGCAUUGCCACAUGCCUCUCCCAAACCGAGUUCACAUGGCAAAUGACUGGGCAGGCAGGACCUGCAGGGGACAGAGCUGUACCGGUGUUAAAUCUGUGUGCUGUAAGAGAAACUCCCCUUCUUGUCUUUGCUCUGUGCACGUAGUAUUUGUGCUUGUUUUAUUGAUGUAGAUUUGCAAAAUAUUCUGCAAAUGAAUGUUUCCUGUUUCCAGCACCUCAGCGGCAUCUAAAGUUGCUUUUGGGGUUGAACUCGCUGGACUAGCGAUUUGUUUCAAAACAAAGGAACGCGGGUUUCCCCCCAUAUCCCAGGGGAGAGGCGAUGACCCUGUUGUGCUGAGAGGGCUGGCACGGGCAGGUUCGCCUCCACCCCUCUGCCAGCCAGCCCCGGGCACAAGGAGCCGU
This is a messenger RNA of Zonotrichia albicollis (white-throated sparrow), 2467 nucleotides long. It is a transcript of the gene GSC2, whose product is annotated as goosecoid homeobox 2. Gene Ontology annotation, cellular component: nucleus. Gene Ontology annotation, molecular function: RNA polymerase II cis-regulatory region sequence-specific DNA binding; DNA-binding transcription factor activity, RNA polymerase II-specific. The record is from RefSeq and is a predicted model, not a curated record. NCBI's taxonomy places the organism in Eukaryota, Metazoa, Chordata, Aves, Passeriformes, Passerellidae. Gene Ontology annotation, biological process: regulation of transcription by RNA polymerase II.